AUGCGCAUCAAGCACGUUGUUCCUAAGGCCUGCACCAAGUGUCUUGCGGAUGGGCAUGACGAUGAUUCUCGCGAUAGUAAGAUAGGAGGCCGGAAUGUCCAGAUUGUACAAGAGAUACUGAAGAAGAUAACCGCGCCGUAUAUAUAUUCCGACGAUACGAGACUUCAGACGCACCUUGAAGUACUAGGGCAAUGUGUCUUCUGCCCUCUUCAUAGAGACAAGGAAAAGCCAGAGAGCGUCAGAAAAUGGAUGGCUAAAAUUCAGGCUAUUCGCCCUCUUAUCAAACUAACACAGUCAAUAUCAACAGCCCCAGCCGCAGCUAUGAAUGCCUCUCCCAAGCAACUUAUUCGAGAUGACAUCCCCGCCCUUGCACAUAUUGAGCAGAUAGGGUAUGACACCUCCCCAUUCACGGUUGUCGAUCGAUGUAGUCCGAAUUUUGUCAAAUGUACACAGACAGCGUUGAAGUCCAGAUCAGGAUCACCGGAGGGAUAUGUCUAUGCAUAUGAAGUCGAGGGAAAUCCAGGCUUCGUGAAGAUCGGUUACACGGGCUCCACGAGCCAGACAAGAUUCAAAGACAUUGCCUUCAUGUGCAACAGGAAGCCGAUGGAGCUUUAUCCUAUGCCAACGGACACAGAAAACAAAAUUAAAAACCCUAAAGUAGUCGAGGCCUUGUGCCACGCGCAGCUGCGGGAGCACCAGGUAAUAGUUGACUGUGAUGCCUGCUUGCGGAAACACAGAGAAUGGUUUCGUGUCGCCCCCGAGGAUGCAAUUGGCGCUAUUCAGAAGUGGUCGAUUUGGAUGGAGAAAUUUACAGUGGAGUCGAACUGGAGGAAGAGGUUAGACGAUAAAAUGGAGAAGACGAAGGAUUUGGGGCGGCUAUUGAAGGAGUUGGAAGGAGAAACUCUAGGAGCACUUUCUACCCCAAGCAGACCUGACUGUCGGCGUCGUUUGCUGCCUAGUUCGUAG
This is a messenger RNA of Aspergillus pseudotamarii, 966 nucleotides long. Its product is annotated as GIY-YIG nuclease family protein. The record is from RefSeq and is a predicted model, not a curated record. The coding region runs from base 1 to 966 and encodes 321 amino acids. The transcript is spliced from 2 exons. Lineage: Eukaryota; Fungi; Ascomycota; Eurotiomycetes; Eurotiales; Aspergillaceae.